UGCAGCAGCCACUUCUCUCCAGAGCUGGAACUCACUCACAUCAGCAUCCUCUCUGCAGGUUUAGUUUCGCCGCUCGGAGACGCGCCAGGAUGUUCUACUUUCACUGUCCGCCACAGCUGGACGGAGAGUGCUGUCGCACCAAUACAUUGAAUUCAAGCAGCUUUGGUAACCACGCCCCGGCUGAUUUUGAUGAUGGAUUUUUGCGUAGAAAACAGCGCAGAAACAGAACUACUUUCACUUUGCAACAGUUGGAGGCUUUGGAGGCCGUGUUCUCACAGACUCACUACCCGGACGUGUUCACCCGGGAGGAGCUGGCCAUGAAGAUCAACCUGACGGAGGCCAGGGUGCAGGUUUGGUUUCAGAACCGCAGAGCAAAGUGGAGGAAGACAGAGCGAGGGAGCGCAGACCCUGAAGGAGGAAAAGAGCAGAUGAGUGACGGCACUCCUCCAUCUCGCAUCAACUCUCAGUCCCCUGUGGACCACGGCAGAAAGCAGAAAGACCCGCUGGAGAUGCAGCAGAGUAUGAACAGGACAGUGGGUCCAAGUGGUCCGUUCUUCCCAUCUUGUAUACCAGGCACACUCCUGAACUCUGCCACCUACGCCCAGGCCCUCUCACAGGUCGCCACACUGAAAGGUAAUGGCUUAUGCUCCUGCUGUGUCUCUGACCCCAUGGGCUUGUCCUUCCUGCCGCCCUACGGUUGUCAGGGAAACCGCACAGCCAGUGUAGCCGCCCUGCGAAUGAAGGCCCGCGAGCACUCGGAGGCUGUGCUGCAGUCUGCCAACCUGCUCAGUGCGGCGAACGGGGGGCCCGGGGCCGGCAUGGGGGUCCUGUCUGGAGUCGGCAUGGGCUCAGCUGGGCUGGCGAGGCCCACAGUGGGUCCCCCCAUCGAGGUGCCCGUCGCUCUGGGGAGAGGGGGGGAAGGCUCCAGUCCCAGCCCGGCCACCAAGGUCCUGUCCCUGGGCAGCAGUCCGGACAAACACCCUCACUGCUCCAAGGAACCACUGGAAAAAAAGUGA
Notothenia coriiceps (black rockcod) is the source of this 1016-nucleotide messenger RNA. It is a transcript of the gene drgx, whose product is annotated as dorsal root ganglia homeobox. Bases 90 to 1016 code for a protein of 308 amino acids. Gene Ontology annotation, biological process: regulation of transcription by RNA polymerase II. The transcript is spliced from 7 exons. Gene Ontology annotation, molecular function: RNA polymerase II transcription regulatory region sequence-specific DNA binding; DNA-binding transcription factor activity, RNA polymerase II-specific. The record is from RefSeq and is a predicted model, not a curated record. NCBI's taxonomy places the organism in Eukaryota, Metazoa, Chordata, Actinopteri, Perciformes, Nototheniidae.